AUGAUCAUCCCAGAGUUAGUUUCGAGCACUAUAUCACACAACCGCGAGAUAUUUGGAAUCACGUUGGAAAUGUAUGCAUAUCUGGAGCUCGUCAGCAGAGGCACUUUCAACUCCCUCCCAGGUAGCGAUGGCUUCCUUCCUUCGUCCAUUUCUCGUGUGCUCGACCUGGUUGGCAACUUCGACACCUGCGGUUUCUUGUUUGGCAUCGGGUUCGAUCUGUUCAACCUAUUCCCACGUGUAUGCGACCUGCGCCAAAACCGACUGAUGCAGCGCACAGAAGUAGAAUGUUCUGACCAGACGGUCGUCCAGUAUUACCAAGAGCUCGAGCAAACGAUCCGCAGCUGGCAACCACCGAGGGACCCUCUCGUAGACAAGGAUCCAGAAGACCAAAGCAUGGAUCUCGUAAUGGUUGCGCAGAUGUAUCAACAAGCAAUGUUGAUCUUCCUCCACGCCUCCUUCCACACGGCCACCUCAGAACUCGACGUCCUACAAGCCAAAAUCGCGGGCAUAAUUCCAGAAAUGUUUUGCGUGUUGCGGAUCUUGUCCUCCACAGUCUCCACCACGAUGAUCUGGCCCUUGAUGAUGGUCGGCUCCUUUUUACGCGACAGUGCAAUACAGGAGGAGUUGCGCAUCAUGUUCCGGAAGGACCCAUCACGUUCCAGGAUCUCGAGGUUGGCAGUUCAACUCCUGGAGUGGGUUUGGGAUGAUGAGUCAGCUUUUGGACUGUCAGGGCUCGAUGCUAUGGUCAAACAUCAUGCCGUCGACUUCUGCUUUACCUAG
This is a messenger RNA of Exophiala bonariae, 780 nucleotides long. RefSeq lists its product as uncharacterized. Gene Ontology annotation, molecular function: DNA-binding transcription factor activity; transcription cis-regulatory region binding. The transcript has a single exon. Lineage: Eukaryota; Fungi; Ascomycota; Eurotiomycetes; Chaetothyriales; Herpotrichiellaceae. Gene Ontology annotation, biological process: positive regulation of transcription by RNA polymerase II. The record is from RefSeq and is a predicted model, not a curated record. Gene Ontology annotation, cellular component: nucleus. The coding region runs from base 1 to 780 and encodes 259 amino acids.